UUGGGCAAGUGACCAACAUGUGAAAUUGAUCUACACACAUAUUUUUUCCCGACUCUUUUCCCUGUGACGCGGAGAGUGAAAAGUGUGGUGAAAUGUGUUUACAGAUAGUGAAUUUUCAUAGCACAGAUAGAACGCAUGUGCGAGCGGAGAAAAUUAUUCUCACAGUGAUUUUCACGCGCGAUCGUAUAGAUAUUUUCGUCAGUUUCAUUCGAACUGGCACUCAGUGGUGUUUUUCCUAUCAGAAAGAGGGAACUUUUAUUAUCUCUGUCCAAAGUGGAAAAGAUAUUAUAUUGGUGAUUUAAUGUCUGAUGUGAUAGACAAAAAAUGAUUCACGUGGAUGAGAGUGAUCCAAUUGGAGAAUUGGAGCCGAGUUUCCCCUUUCGACCCAUUGAAAUUCACAAGGACAAAAUACCCAGUGAUCUAUAUGAUAUUUCACCAGAAGAAUUGGGACGUGGAAAAUAUGGGACGGUUUUCCUGUGCCGUGAACGCGCGACAGGCCUUGAACUUGCCGCCAAAUUUGUACCAUGUCCGAAGCGUGAAGAUCGUCGCAAUAUGGAACGCGAGAUCGAUAUAAUGCGAACACUUCAACAUCCGCGUCUCAUACAGAUUUACGAUGCCUUCGAUGACGGCAAAACGAUAAGCAUCAUCUUGGAAUUAAUCUUAGGAGGAGAACUAUUUGAACGCGUUAUUGGGGAUGAUUUUGAACUAACAGAAAGAGCAUGUACGGUAUUUAUGAGACAAAUAUGCGAUGGAGUCGAUUUUAUACAUAGCAACAAUAUCAUCCAUCUUGAUCUCAAGCCUGAAAAUAUAUUAUGUUUAACUAAAACUGGAAAUCGAAUAAAGAUCAUCGACUUUGGAUUAGCAAGGCAUUACAAUCCAGAUAAGAAACUCCAAGUACUCUUUGGCACCCCUGAAUUUGCAGCUCCUGAAGUUGUCAACUUCGACCAGAUAGGUUUCUACACGGAUAUGUGGAGCGUAGGCGUAAUAUGUUAUGUUUUAUUAUCGGGAUUAUCACCAUUUAUGGGAGAUAACGAUGUAGAGACAAUGACAAAUGUAACAUUAGGAAAUUAUGACUUCAACGAUGCCACAUUCGAUGCUGUUUCAGAUGAGGCAAAGGAUUUCAUCACCAAACUUCUAACACGAUCAUGUACUGAUCGUUUAACAGCUAAAGACGCACUCAAACAUCCCUGGCUGAGAGAAUCUGCCCAAAAUACUGAAUUGCCCGGCACAAAGACCAAAUUGAAGCGAUAUGUAAUCAAGAAACGCUGGAUAAAGGCUGUCUAUACAAUCAUAGCUCUGCAGAGAAUGGGUGCAAAGAUCGAUCUUGAUCUUCUAUGAUCACCCAAAAUAUAUUUUAUUUUAUUCUCGUGUUCAUUUUACGUUGUAAGUAAAUCUAUUCUAUUCUCUAAAAACUAUUUAUUAACUUAAAAAAAAAAGUUGAAAAUAUACACACAUAAAAAUUUUAACAAAAA
Phlebotomus papatasi is the source of this 1472-nucleotide messenger RNA. RefSeq names its product myosin light chain kinase 2, skeletal/cardiac muscle-like. NCBI's taxonomy places the organism in Eukaryota, Metazoa, Arthropoda, Insecta, Diptera, Psychodidae. Gene Ontology annotation, molecular function: ATP binding; protein serine/threonine kinase activity. The coding region runs from base 325 to 1338 and encodes 337 amino acids. The transcript has 6 exons. The record is from RefSeq and is a predicted model, not a curated record. Gene Ontology annotation, biological process: protein phosphorylation; intracellular signal transduction; positive regulation of apoptotic process. Gene Ontology annotation, cellular component: nucleus.